This is a messenger RNA of Fusarium musae, 1002 nucleotides long. RefSeq lists its product as uncharacterized. The record is from RefSeq and is a predicted model, not a curated record. Lineage: Eukaryota; Fungi; Ascomycota; Sordariomycetes; Hypocreales; Nectriaceae. The coding region runs from base 1 to 1002 and encodes 333 amino acids. Gene Ontology annotation, biological process: fatty acid metabolic process. Gene Ontology annotation, molecular function: oxidoreductase activity, acting on the CH-OH group of donors, NAD or NADP as acceptor; NAD+ binding. The transcript has 2 exons.
AUGACUGCAGCUGAAAAGAAGGAAACCAUUGCCCUCAUCGGCUUGGGCACUAUCGGCCUCUCAUUCGCCGCACUGCAUCUACGCUAUUCAAACGCCAACCUUAGACUAUACGACGUCCGGGGUGAUUUGAAGGAGCACAUCGAAAGCCUCCUACCAGUCUAUCUUGAAUCGACAAAGAAAGAAAGUUCUCAGGCUGAUCUUGAAGUCGAAAAACUCGUUUCUGAUGGCCGAUUGCUUGUAUGCUCUUCGAUCGAGGAAGUCUGCUCUGGCGCAACAAUCGUUCAAGAGCAAGGACCUGACAGCUUGGAUUUCAAAAAGUCAAAUUGGGCUGAAGUCGUCAAAUAUGCACCCUCAAAUUCUCACUUGUGGAGUUCCACGUCUGGGAUAAGUGCAUCGAGACAGGUGGAGGAUCUGGAAGACAAGACUAGGGUGCUCGUAGUUCACCCUUUCAAUCCUCCUCAUAUAAUGCCAUUGAUUGAAGUAGUCCCCUCACCUCAUACAGAACCAGAACGAACUCAGUUCGCUAUCGACUACUUCAAGAAUCUCGGCUCUGGUCAUCGCCCCGUCAGAAUCAACAAAGAAGUACAAGGUUUCGUCGGAAACCGUCUAGCAUUCGCCUUGUUCCGCGAAGCCUGUCAUCUAGUCUCAAACGACGUUGUAUCAGUCGAGGACCUUGACACUAUCGUUGAGGCUAGUAUAGCGCCACGCUGGGCAGUAGCUGGACCGUUCAAGACAUACAACAGUGCCGGUGGAACUGGUGGAAUCGGAGUGUUUCUUCAUAACUUGGCUGAUACCAUGGAAGCCUGUUGGGAUGAUGCAGGUGAUAUCAGUCUGAAGGGGACCUCUGCAACUAAAGCUAGUCAAGGAACUGAUUGUGGGGACUGGACGGAUAAGAUCACCAAGGAAACGGAACAAGCUUACGGUAAACCUACGGCAGAGUCACUGGCAGAGCGCGAUCGGAACUUGCAGAAGCUCAUAGCAGCUCAACCAAAAGUAGAUUAG